Messenger RNA from Acaromyces ingoldii, 2236 nucleotides. RefSeq lists its product as hypothetical. Gene Ontology annotation, molecular function: protein binding. Gene Ontology annotation, cellular component: NuA4 histone acetyltransferase complex. The annotation marks the transcript as partial. The transcript has 2 exons. The record is from RefSeq and is a predicted model, not a curated record. Lineage: Eukaryota; Fungi; Basidiomycota; Exobasidiomycetes; Exobasidiales; Cryptobasidiaceae.
GUAUGAGCACGGCUACCAAGAUGGCUCCUCCUCCGUCUGCGGCGGCGGCGGCGGCGCCACCCACGCUAGCGCCACUAACGCCAUCCACUCCAACCACGUCAGCAGGGCCGGGUGCGGUGGCUACACCGACAUCGCCAUCGACGGCAACGCCUUCUUCGCUCUCGCGCCUGACGCUGUCCGACAAGCUUCUGCUCGCGCAAGCUGUGCACCAUAUUGGCACAUCGCCUCCAGAUUGGGCCCGCGUCUCCUCCGUUCUCCUCGCACAUCCGCUCAUCAAGACCUCGCAGCGCCUUGAGCAAGUCGUAAAGGCCAACACGACCUUGGGUCGUUUCUUUGGGAGCCGGGAGUGUGAGCGCGCUUGGGUUGCAUUGAUGCGGCAGUACGGCCUCGUGCUGGACGGCACUAGCAGCAACGUUGGAUCGGCAGAGGAGGACGGUACGGCGACUACGCCACGCUCAAGAGAGGCGAGGGGUCAAGCAGCGAAGACGGAUCGGGCCAGCCAGCUGACUUUGGCAGAGUAUCUGUAUGCCGAGCGGAUUAGCGAAGUCCGAGAGAGUAUCAGGCAAAAGGAAGAGCUUUUUCGGAGCAUCGUUGAUGAGAUCGAGGCGAUCCAGUCGGGUUCAAAGGAUGAGGAGCUUGAAAAAGAGCUCGGGAUUGCUCCUCGCACUUCUUCGCUUCCCCAGUCGAAUGGAUCUGAUAAAGCAGAUCUGGUCGUGUUGGAGGAGGUUCAGACGCCUACGAGAAGCACAAGGAACAAGAGCUCGGCUGCAGAGGAGAAGGAUACGAUGGCGGGAGCAGCACCAGCAAGGCUUACAAGGCGAAGGAGCUCGGUGGCGGCAGCGGCCCAGGAAGAGACGAGCGAUACUUCAAGACGGAGGACAUCCAGAGGCCCCGUUCAAGAUGUAUCCAAUUCGGUGACAGAAGCGCAGCGGCCAGGAGAAGAGCAGCAAGAGUCUGCUGCGACCGACACCGCACCAGGGAAAGACGCCCUUUCUGCAGGAGCGGAAGAGAAGGGUGGGGAGGACGAUCAGGAAGGGCCCAAGGAGAGUGGUGACGUUGAAAUGCAAGACAAAGAAGAGUUGGCGGAUGAGGCCGGCCUUGAAGAUGCCAAUGAGGAUGCUGGCGACGAAGACCACGAUGAGGAAGAUGGGGACGACCAGACAGAGAAAGGCAAGAGAUGGCGAAGCAGCAAAAGGAAGCGAGAGGAGGAUGCUGCCAGUGAGGAAGCGUCCACAAAGAAGAAGACCAGGACUUCGAUCGCCGCGGCUGCUGAGGAGGAAGACGAGGAGUCCCCCAGCAGCAGCAAGAAGAUCGGAAGACCAAGAAAGAGCGCUGCAGCAUCGCCUCUGCCAGAGAGCGAAAACAAGGAAGAAGACCUCGCACCUCCACGACGGAGUCGGCGAGGUGGCCAGCCAUCCGUUCCUUCGACUCCCACUACUCCUGUUCCCCCCACGUCUGCCAGCACUGGCGGAGCGGCUCGAGGCGGCAGCAAUCGUCUGGGUUCACUGAGAUCAAGAGAGACAUCAAAGACGCCAGGCGCAGGAGCAGACGCCGAUGAGAGCUUUGAAGGGGUCGACGACGAAGGGGACACGUCCUUGUCUACGGCUGGCAAUGACCGUGUAUCGCUCUCGCCUGCUUCCGCUCGACGUGGUGGUGGAGGCGGCCAGCGAGGAAGCCAAGCAAAACGAGGCCGAGCCUCGAGCAAUGCCAGCAGCGUCCAAGGCUCAACGGGCGCCGCCUCGGGCAGCAGUCGAAACAAGAGGGGAGGAGCCGCCGAAGAGCGAGCUGGCUCCACGUCCGCGGACCUGGCGAACAAAACUGCUGACCAGCGUAAGAGGGAAAAAGUGCUCUUGAUGCUCCUCAACGAGGUAUCAAACCAUACGCACGGCAACCUCUUUCACACGGCCAUCAAGGAACAAGAUGCUCCUGACUACUAUACGCUAAUUCGGCAUCCCAUCGACCUCAAAACAAUCAAGGCUCGGAUCAAGGAGGGGCAGAUCAAAAAUAGCACGCAGCUCAGGAGGGCGCUCAAUCGCAUGUUCGCCAACAGCCUUAUCUACAAUCGGCCGGGGACAGAGGUCCAUCGGAUGGCGCUCGAGAUGAGGGACGCAGCAGAACAGAUGAUUGACAGGUUCGAGCAAACGCAGAUGACGGCUCUCUCGAGAUGAGCGUGAUCGAUCAUGUAACAUCAGACGAAUAAAAGCUUUUUCUUUCUAUCUUAGAAGCACAUCAAGAG